AUGCCCUCAAUCACCAUGCUACCGAGUCUUUCCAGUUUGUCCUCCGAACUGCCUGCAGCUUCUAGUGCCCUUGCAACCAUCCCAGGCUUCAAUGACUCGCAGAAUGUUAACAUGGUGGGCACUUUAGAGUACAAUUCAUACGCGUAUCGUGAUAUGAGCGAAUCCGAACGCGGCUGUUAUCGAAAAGGUGCUUUGCCCGUCGCCCUAGCCUCCAACGAUACAUGUUCGCCGGGAUUCCAUUGUGAGUACGACCUGAGCGCGGAGAGGGUCCCAAAAGGUUGGAAUCUGACAAAAAUGUCAUGCCGAAGGUCCCAAUUCGAAUGAUACGCAUCCGCCGCAAUUCUGCCAUCCUUCCGAGCUUUGCCAGGUCCAGCGCGCAAAUAAGGCAACGUGCGACCCUCAAGGAGUAUUGGAGCCAAAGAUUUGUGCUAAUGGCCACUUUUGUCCCCUCGGUGGGAAGCGGGAGACCCUCUGUCCGAAGGGCACCUUCUGUCCGAGCGGAAGUGUACAGCCAUUCAAUUGCUCAUAUGGGGCGAUAUGUCCGGCAGGGAGCGUACGGCAGAUUGUGAUUAUUCCAUUGUUCGUCACAGUGGCCAUCGACGUGGCGUUGAUGCUGAUGGUCGGCGUUGGAUUCGGUAUCAGUAAAUGGAGAAAAAGCCGGCCCAAAACAUACACCACCUUGGCAAGGACGGAUGAUAAGGCAGAUCAGAUCGAGCUGCUGCAGUCUUGCAGCCCUACUGAAAGGACACAGUCUCCAAGUAUCUCUGUGUCGGGUCCCAAUGCUCCGGUACCUGGUUUUGCGAGGCCAGCUUCAAUACACUCGCGAAGAGCUAGUGGCAGAGUCGAUCAUUACGAUGGAUACGCAGACGACGAUAGCAUUUCUGGGUAUGACGACGAUAUGGAAGAUGAUUUAUCGAACAGUCCAGACAUGCAGCGCUUCAUCCGAUCGAUGACAAGAACCGUGGAGACCUCUUCAAUCGGGCUCAGCUUCGACUUCGAGAACCUGUCCUUCGAGACCAAAGGCGGGAGAAAGAUUCUCCAGGGAGUGACGGGUACAAUGCCAAGAGGCAGCUGUUGGGGAGUGAUAGGAGGCUCCGGUGCUGGCAAAUCGACGUUUUUGAAUGUCUUGAUGGGAAAAGCGCAUACCACGAACGGCUCGAUCAAGGUCAACGGACACUCCAAGGAUAUGAGCAAGUACAAGAAACUCAUAGGAUAUGUGCCACAGGACGACAUUGUCUUCCCGGAGCUCACGGUGAGAGAGAAUAUUCUCCAUUCGGCACGCAUACGACUUCCGACUUCGUGGAGAGACCGGGCGAUCCAGGACCACGUGGACGCACUGAUCGCCUGCUUACAACUCACGCACGUGCGGCACUCGCGUGUCGGCGACGCUGCGAAACCUGUAGUCUCAGGCGGCCAGCGGAAGCGGGUGAACAUUGGAAUGGAGCUGGCUGCGGCACCCAUGGCCAUCUUCUUGGACGAGCCGACCAGCGGUCUUGACGCAACGAGUGCAGCCAGCAUCAUGCGCCUGCUCAGGGCCAUCAGCAGAUUGGGAGUGACAUGCAUCUCCAUCAUCCACCAGCCAAGAGAGCAGAUCUUCUACGGCUUCGAUUCGCUGCUCCUGCUCGCUCAGGGGCGAUCGCUUUACUCGGGACCCACAGACGAAGUGCAAUCCUAUUUCGAGAGUCUCGGCUUUGCGUUCCCACAACGGGCCAACCCAGCAGACACCCUCAUGGACAUCAUCACUGGCGACGGAGCUCAAUAUGCGGUUGCCGCCGGAAAGCACGAAACGGACGUCUCUACUCUGAUCGAGGAAUGGCAGUCCAAAGGACAAUUCCAGGUGCAUGAUCGCCAUCUUUCUCUUGACGCUUCUGGCGCCGCAGUGACACGGAACCGCCGCAUCAGCGACCAAAGUAUGACGAACUCGACUGCCGAGCAGGAAGAGUCCCUUCGCCGCACCAUGAAGGCUCGUGGUGCCUCGUGGCCAGCGCAGGUCUACUACUGCUGGAAGCGAGCCAUGACGCAGCAAGUCCGCAAUUCAACCUCGUUCUUCUUCGAAGUGGGCGUCGGCGGGCUAGCGGGUGUCAUCAUCGGGCUCUCUGCAUUUGCGGCGAACGGGCACCUUUUCCAGGGGAUCUAUCAUCCUCCAUUCACCCUCCUCAGCAGUGCGGUCGACUACCAAAGUACGCCACAGCUGGGUCUCCUGGGCGGGAUGGCGAUCGGGCUUGCAGCGUCGGCGCCCGGCUUCUGGGUGUUUGGCGAGGAGAAGCUGAUUUAUUGGCGCGAGACGGCCUCGGGACAUUCGAGGAGCGCGUACUAUGUUGGGAAGCUGCUGUCGACACUGCUCCGGAUCGGCUUGAGCAGUCUCCAUUUCACGGUCUUCUUGGGGGUCUUGGCAACGCCGCUGAUCAGUUUCCCAGCGAUGUACGCGGCGAAUCUGGCGUAUUUCUGGUGCAUUUAUGGCCUCUCGAGUGUCGUGAGCGUGUUUGUCAAGAGAGAGAACGGACCGCUGCUUGCGGUGCUGGCGUCGCUGGUCAUUGGAGUCUUGGGAGGGGUGGCGCCGCCUUUGAGCAAGGUGAAGACUUGGCAUAUGGAGUGAGAUGCCUGCUUUUGGAUCUGGUCUGUUUCUGUAUUCUGUGGUGUGCUGACUUGGGAUCUCGUAGAUGGUUCUGGCGUCUCUCGCCUGGUGUUUGGUACACCGAAGCAUACUGGAGCGAAAACCUGCGGCCGCUGGAUUAUCUGUACGAAUUGGACCUUGCUUCGAAGACGAUUGGAUUCACCCUGGGACAGUACGGAUUGGAUAUCGGGUGCGUGAUGCUCGUGACCAUCCGGGUUUGCCAGAGUUAACGUAGACGACAGCAUGUUGUUCGCCAUCGGCUUCGCAUAUCGCAUCAUUGCGUAUGUCGGCUUGAUCUUGGUCCAUCGCGACAAGCAGCGGUGAGAUUUGAUAUGUUAUCGCAAUGGCAUCUUUGCCACCAACUUGCACUGCACAACGCUCGGCGCAUGACUCUGAAGCAUUUGUUGACGUUGAUGUGAUAGUGUCACCGGGCGAGCUCCCAGGACCAGUCGACUCCGAAGACCGUCGAAUGCGCACAAGUUCGAGGCAGCGCCAGCCGAGGCAGAGAGGAACAAGGCGUGGGAGAAGGCAUGGGAGAAGUGCGAAGUGGCGGUUGGAAAGCUGGAUUCGGAUGCCCUCGUGGCCAUGAUGGCUUGGAUGAAGAAGCCUGCUUAG
Molecule: messenger RNA, 3229 nt
Organism: Lecanosticta acicola
Lineage: Eukaryota; Fungi; Ascomycota; Dothideomycetes; Mycosphaerellales; Mycosphaerellaceae
Source: the annotation of a GenBank genome assembly